Cydia amplana is the source of this 542-nucleotide messenger RNA. RefSeq lists its product as uncharacterized. The record is from RefSeq and is a predicted model, not a curated record. The transcript has 3 exons. The coding region runs from base 3 to 542 and encodes 179 amino acids. Lineage: Eukaryota; Metazoa; Arthropoda; Insecta; Lepidoptera; Tortricidae.
UAAUGUCUGAUAGCGUAAAAAUACGAGUUACGGGUCUUCCCCGCGAUAUCACACUCUCGAUCCUCAAGACCGAGUUUCGAACGUUGUUCAGAAAGAUAUAUGUAAAGCAGUUCUGGAUAGAGAAACUCUGCGACAUGGAUCCUGGGGAUGGUGAUUUGAAGCAGAUGACAGUCAAAUUGAGAUACAGAGCCGAAGCACACCGAGCUCAGAACUUCUUCCACAGCAAGCCAUUUGUCUACAACACGAUAAAGUAUCCGCUCGUUGUGCACAAUGUUGAGGAAUCCGAAGAUUUGCCUGGAGAUAAUUCCGAGGACAGGGGACAUGAUGACAAUAAGCACAUUCCAGAGUCGACAAGAUCGAUCAAGAUACCCCCCAGAGUGGUCAAACAAAUACCCCCGACCCUCAAGAAGCUGGAGAUAUUUUCCAGACCGAUCAAGAAGUCCGACAGACUAUCCGGCCCGGUCAAGAGAUUCCAGGCAUUCCCCACCCCGGUGACAAAAUACAAUAUUCAGAAUGAAAUGAUUAACAAGUCCCAAUCUUAG